GUUACUUCGCACCGACCGUCCGCAACAGCAGCUGUCGGUGGUUCUAGCUUCUUCUCCGGUGGAGUCGCAGUGGUCUCAGUUGGCCGGAGUCCCGAGACUUACGUGGUGGCAUUAAAGGUGAAGGCCCCUCCACCCCCGGCAUGCACUAGCACGACAGCGCCACUACUCGAUCCCUCUCGCCUUGCAUCGAUCGAUCUGGUCACUGUGUUGGAUGUCAGCGGAAGCAUGACCCGUGCCAAAUUGCAGAUGCUGAAGCGUGCCAUGCGGCUUGUGAUAUCAUCGCUUGGCUCUUCUUAUCGGCUCUCCAUCAUUGCCUUCUCGGCGUGCUCCAAGAGGUUGUUGCCGCUGAGAAGGAUGACGGCUCAGGGCCAGCGCUCGACGCGGCGAAUCAUCGACCUGCUCGUCGCUGGGCAGGGUACCAGCGUUGGAGAAGCUCUGAGGAAAGCCGCUGAGGUGCUGGAAGAUCGGUGGGAGAGAAAUCCCGUGGCGAGUAUCAUGCUCCUAUCGGAUAGCCAGGACGAGCGUGUCUCUAGAGCGAAUUCAGAGGAUCGACGGUGUUCGAAACCCCAAGUGUCGUGGACAAGAUUCUCUCUCAUAACUGACGGAAGUUUAUCUGUCAUAAUCGUUAAGAAUCGUGGCAGGGCUAAAUUUCUCUCAACAUUUGAGGGGACUGGAGAGAAUGCGGAGUGCGAAGACCCCGGAAAAUUAAAGUUGAGGACAGUCACUUACGCGUUGCAGACGGCAAAGAUAGAGAAAAUUAGAGUUGAGGACAGUGUCUUGCAGAAAAACAAGCAACGGGAAAAUUAA
Macadamia integrifolia is the source of this 807-nucleotide messenger RNA. Its product is annotated as E3 ubiquitin-protein ligase WAV3-like. The annotation marks the transcript as partial. NCBI's taxonomy places the organism in Eukaryota, Viridiplantae, Streptophyta, Magnoliopsida, Proteales, Proteaceae. The transcript has 2 exons. The record is from RefSeq and is a predicted model, not a curated record.